This is a messenger RNA of Cololabis saira (Pacific saury), 1809 nucleotides long. RefSeq names its product isoaspartyl peptidase/L-asparaginase-like. Bases 67 to 993 code for a protein of 308 amino acids. Gene Ontology annotation, molecular function: asparaginase activity. The record is from RefSeq and is a predicted model, not a curated record. Lineage: Eukaryota; Metazoa; Chordata; Actinopteri; Beloniformes; Belonidae. The transcript has 7 exons.
GUCACGUGGCAUCGGCAGACCAUUACUCCACUGAGAACAAGUGUGAAACCAUCAAAGAAAAGGAAAAUGUCCUCCGUCUUGGUGGUGCACGGUGGGGCGUGGGCCAUUCCGGAGGAGCUGGCCAGGCCUUCUGUUGAAGGAGUGAAAGCUGCAGCUCGGGCCGGGUCUUCAGUGCUGAGAAGUGGAGGAAGUGCACUGGAUGCUGUUGAGGCAGCUGUGAGGGCCAUGGAAGAUAAUACAGUCUUUAAUGCAGGACAUGGAGCAACACUGAACGCUGAUGGAAAAGUGGAGCUGGAUGCAAUUAUCAUGGAUGGGAAAACUCUUGCGUCUGGUGCGGUGUCUUCAGUAAAGAACAUUGCCAACCCUGUGUCACUGGCACGCGCAGUGAUGGAGAAGACUUCCCACGUGAUGUUGACAGAUACAGGUGCAAACCUUUUUGCAGAGAGCAUCGGUAUCAGGACAGUUCCUGCUGACGAACUGGUGUCCGACUUUGAGAAGAAAGAAUGGGAAAAGCAUAAGAAUUAUGUUACGGGAGUAAUCGAAGAUUUCAGCUUUCAGAGGGACCAUGAUACUGUUGGUGCAGUAGCUUUGGACUCUUCUGGUAAUGUUGCAUGUGCAACAUCAACUGGAGGAAUUAGGAAUAAAAUGGUUGGCAGAGUAGGAGACUCUCCAGUCAUUGGCUGUGGAGGAUACGCAGACAAUUCACUUGGUGCGGUAUCUUGUACCGGCCACGGAGAAUCUAUCCUCAAAGUCACGUUGGCCAGACUCAUCCUCUCACACGUGGAGCAAGGUAAGUCCAUUGCAGAUGCCUCAAAGUUGGCUCUGAAGUACAUGAGCGACCGUGUCCAAGGUGGAGGAGGAGCAGUUGUAGUUUCUCCGUCGGGGCAGUGGGCUGCCACAUUUACCACACAGCGCAUGGCUUGGGCUGCUGUGGAACGUGAUGAGCUGUGGUACGGAUUAGAGCAAAAUGAAAGACUGAAAGACCAAUUGUAGACUACCAGUAACUGUUAGUGCACACGUAUGAAUUGUUUAUGGCUUGUAAUGUAAAGCACUUUGAGCACUCAAGAUGACUAGAAAGGUUUUGUAUAAAUAGAAUCCACUUAAAAUGUAACUGUCACAUGUACGUAUGUUAUUGCAAAAAGCAAUUAAAAAUUUUAACAAUAUACUAAAAUAUGUUAUUUUGUUAUUUGUUGGCCUGUAAUUUUGCACAGGUAUGUUAUGAUGGCUAGUUUGUUCUGGCUACAUUGCAACUUUGAUUAUAUGUAUUUAAAAAUACUUAUCCACUUUUGUUUAUGCUAUUUUAAGCUGGACUUAUCUUUUCAAUCAUUUAAACUUGAUAAUUUUAAUAAUUGUGGGUUUUUAGUUAUAAAAAGCCAUUUAACCUGAACUGAUUGAACCACACUUGUUUUUUCCACCACACGUUUGUUCCACUGGUUUUCACAAGACAAUGUUGUUCAAAGUUGAUGUUGUUACAUAACUUUAAAGCACCUCUUGCAAAAUGGGCUCUGGUUGGGGGCUGUCAGUGUAACAAUAGCCUCUUUCAUGACCUUCCGAUUCGUUUUGCCAACAGUACUGGUAGUCUUGUGUCAUCUUUUGAAACAAUGGCUGCUCACAGACAAGUGUAUACAAACUUGAAUCGGCCCUGACUUCCCCAAAAGGAGCUGACUAGAAUGCUCUGCAUGCUUCAUUUAAAACUGGAGACCACAGGAAUGUUUUAUGGCAUUUAAACUAUACCUCUGAUUGUAUUAUUCUUCUAGACUGAACAGAUAUUUGUAUCCAUUUAUCCAAGUAAAGUUUCUGGAAAUAAAA